Pseudomassariella vexata is the source of this 682-nucleotide messenger RNA. RefSeq lists its product as uncharacterized. Lineage: Eukaryota; Fungi; Ascomycota; Sordariomycetes; Amphisphaeriales; Pseudomassariaceae. The coding region runs from base 298 to 642 and encodes 114 amino acids. The transcript has a single exon. The record is from RefSeq and is a predicted model, not a curated record.
AAGACGAUGAUAUGCUUGGUGAGAGUUAACUGCUUCUUGACAUGACGUGACGCGCCGUGACAGAUCAGGCCUUGUGACGCGGAUGCGAUCUUUGGGGUUGGUAGGCGGUCGCCCGCUUCUUGGUAUUACCUACUAAUUUGAGGCUCGCGGCCGCGUACUAUUUUAUGGAACGCAUGCGGACAAUUUGUCAGGUUUCUGUUGCAACGUCGAGGAGCUGGCUACGUGCUUGGGUAGUCCGAGCUUAGGAUACUCUCAAUUGACUUACUUGGUCUUGCGCUGAUAAUCCAAGACCUAGCAAUGCUUGAUUUAUGUAACACGAGUCUUCUGGCUUGGGUAGCUUGGGGAGACUGGGUGAUGGCGAAUAUUCAACCAUGGGUGAGAUGCAACUUGGACUCACGAUGCUGUUGGUGGACAUCACGGCUUUUGUCGUACUUCUAUGGGAGAUGUUGCCCAAUCCUCCGUAACUUACAUACAUAUAUACAUGUAUAUAUAGCGUCGAUACCUCUGGGCUUGAUGCCUUCAUUGAUACACGUCACGGCAUUCAUAGCAUAUAGAGUCGAGGUACUUGCCAAAAACUCGGAGGUUAGCGACGUACAAACUGAACUCAGUUUGUACCCUCCGUGCAUGAGAACGGUUGUUUAAGUCGAGAAAAUGGCGGUUCGUGAAUGCUGGGUGUGCUGGC